Molecule: messenger RNA, 315 nt
Organism: Oikopleura dioica
Lineage: Eukaryota; Metazoa; Chordata; Appendicularia; Copelata; Oikopleuridae
Source: the annotation of a GenBank genome assembly
AUGGACGCAGACACCCGAUCAGCAGUUGAACACGAGCUGCGAAGAUUGCGCCGCGAACACGAGGAAGAACUCGCGCGAAACAACAUCCAUUUCAACGUCAAACCACCAAGAGCUGAACUCCGCAAGUGCUUUAUUCACAACGCCGUGCCUUUCGUGGGAUUUGGAUUUUUGGAUAAUUUCAUCAUGUUGAUUGCUGGCGACGCGAUCGAGAGUUACUUCGGGACGUACUUUCACAUUUCUGUUCUGGCCGCUGCUGGAUUAGGAAACACACUUUCUGACACUAUUGGCAUCGUUACCGGUGAUCUCGAAAAUUAA